ACAGCAGUAGCGCUCGAGAGAGUAAAUAGAGAAAGCCCCAAGAUGGCGGAGUCAGUGAGCUUCAUUCACUUUGGUGCAGCGAAUAAAACCCCGCUGUCCAAACCGAAAGAACCGAAAGCCACGACGGAAAAUCGACCGCAGUCUUCACGCGACCACCACCCUCCACCGGCGAAGAAAGUGCGAAACGACGAGAAAAGCCUGAAACCCAAGAAACUGAACGGGGAAGGCGGAGGAGGCGGCGGCAUAGCAGACAAGCAGCACCAGAAGCAGAGUUAUGGCAGUCCGACAACAUGGAGCUUCGGUCCCAUCAAGUCGAGCAACCCGACGGCGCCAGCCCAACCGCCCCUUCACAAAGUGUUCAAGCAGAGCGCAUUCCUCGCGUCUCCACCGAAGCCUAAAAAGCUCAAGGAAAAACGGGAAAAGGAGAAGGAGAAGAAAAAACAUAAGCCACCCGCGGAAAAUAAUGUCAGCAGCCUGCUCGUCCCCGGACUGAAGAAGGAGAACGGCGAGGUGAAGUUGGUACAGAAAGAGCACAUCAACAAGGACAAGCUGAAGGAUCGAGACCGGGAGCGCGAGCGAGAGCGCGAGAAAAAGAAAGAGAUGCAUAAAGAAAUGCACAAGGAGAUGCAUAAAGAAAAAGAAUUGCAUAAAGAAAUGCACAAGGAAAUGCAUAAAGAAAAAGAAAUGCAUAAGGAGAAAGAUCUGCAUAAAGAAAUAUAUAAAGAUCUGCAUAAGGAAAAGGAGAAAGACCUGCAUAAAGAGAAGAAGGAGGAGAAAGACCUGCAUAAAGAGAAGAAGGAGGAGAAAGAUCUGCAUAAAGAGAAGAAGGAGAAAGACCUGCAUAAAGAAGAGAAGAAGGAGAAAGACCUGCAUAAAGAGAUGAAGGAGGAGAAAGACCUGCAUAAAGAAGAGAAGAAGGAGAAAGACCUUCACAAGGAGAAGAAGGAGGAGAAAGAUCUGCAUAAAGAGGAGAAGAAGGAGAAAGACUUGAAUAAGGAAGAGAAGAAGGAGAAAGACCUGCAUAAGGAGAGAGAGAAGGAGAGGGAGAAGAAGAAACUCAAACUGUCCAACGUGAUCAAGAGGGAGAACGGCGAGGUCAAAUUGCUCCACAAAGGGGAGAAGGCCAAGCCCAAGCUGAGUCUGGAGGAGCUGCAGAUCAAGAAGGUGAAGAAGAAAAAGCGCAAGCGGCGGCGCGAGGAGGAGAAGCGGCGACGGCCCAAGAUGCACCACCGCUCCAGCCAGACCGACCUGCCCACAGGCCACGCCUCUUCCUGCGCUAACCCCGCCUCUUCCUGCUCUAACUCCGCCUCUUCCUGCUCUAACUCCGCCUCCUUCAAGCCCCCGCUGCCCGUCCUCCAGGGCGGCGCCGUCGUCAAGCAGGAGAAGAGUUCGUCGCCACGGGGACUACUGAGCUCUGGCUCCACCCCCGCCGCCGCCGCGGAGGUCGCUAAGGGCGCGUCGUCGUCGUCGUCGUCGUCGUCGGGGGCGUCGUCGUCGUGCCGACUGCCGGGCGUGGAGGCGAUGGAGUUCGGGCGUCUGGUGCACGUGGAGCAGCAGCCUAACGGGGGCGCUCUCGUGCUGCACGCGUAUAGCCGUGAGCUGGCGGGUUUAACGGCCGCGCAGCUGCAGCGCUUCGCGCACGAGUUCGUCACGCUGGCGUUCGGCGAGGACUCGGCCGGCGCCGCCCACUACGUGAUGGGCAUCGUGCACGGCGCCGCCGCAUACCUGCCCGACUUCCUCGACUACUUCUCCGGCAAGUUCCCCGCCGCGCCCGUCAAGAUGGAGAUCCUCGGCAAGAAGGACAUCGAGACCACCACCAUGCUCAACUUCCACAGCCAGGUGAAGAAGACGUACUCCCACGGGACGUACCGUGCGGGAGCCAUGCGGCAGAUCAGUCUGGUGGGGGCUGUGGACGAGGAGGUGGGGGACUACUUCCCAGAGUUCCUCAACAUGCUCAACGAUUCGCCCUUCCUGGAGCGUACGUUGCCGUGGGGAACGUUCUCCAGCUUGCGGCUGCAGAGCCCGAAGGAGAGCGAUGACGGACCAAUCAUGUGGGUGCGGCCCGGAGAACAGAUGAUCCCCGUCGCUGACAUGCCAAAGUCCCCCUUCAAGAGGAAAAGGUCAACCAAUGAGAUCAAGAAUCUCCAGUACCUGCCGCGGAGCAGCGAGCCGCGCGAGAUGCUGUUCGAGGACCGCACGCGCGCCCACGCAGACCACAUCGGCCAGGGCUUCGAGCGCCAGACCACCGCCGCCGUCGGAGUGCUCAAGGCCGUCCACUGCGGAGAGAGCACGGAGCCUCCUCGCAUUACCAAAGACGUGAUUUGUUUCCACGCCGGUGAUUUUCCUGACGUGGUGCAGAGACUACAGCUAGACCUGCACGAACCCCCACUCUCACAGUGUGUGCAGUGGGUGGACGAUGCCAAGCUGAACCAGCUGCGUCGAGAGGGCAUCCGCUACGCACGCAUCCAGCUGUACGACAACGACAUCUACUACAUCCCGCGCGGCGUGGUGCACCAGUUCAAGACCGUGUCGGCCGUCUGCAGCCUGGCCUGGCACAUCCGGCUGCGCCAGUACCACCAGGACGGGGACCACGACGACGACGCCGUCGCCACGGCAACCGCGCCCGCCGCCACGGCAACCAUGCCCACCGCCGCGCCCGUCAAGCAGGAGCCCCUCGGCGACGCAGCUGCGGAGAACCCGCCCAAAGCAUCCGUCUCCAUGACGACGACGACGACGACGGCGGUGUCCAACGACGCCCCCAGAGACUCUCAGCCCCUCCCCCAAAUUAAAGUGGAGCCGGCUGAUUCGCUGCCGGUUUCCAAGGCAGCCAAGCCACACCCCAGCGGAGAGGGCCGGCCCAAAUCGCAUCACCACCAUCAUCAUCAUCAUCAUCACCACUCGGACGCAAGAGCCGCGCCUGCAGUCCACACACACGCAUCCUCACACACACACACACACACACACACCCCAGACCACAGGACCUCCCCGGCCCCCCAGCCCUCUGACACACACACACCCCAAACUCAAAUGCACACACACACUCCCCAGUCCAGGCCGCACCCAGCCGAGCCUAAGCCCCACCCAUCCCACCACAAGCCCCACCCAUCCCACUCAAAGCCACACCCACCCCAUUCUCGGCCACACCCACUCCAUUUCCAGCAGGCGGAGCUUCAUCAGCAGCAGCUGUUGUCUCCGUCCGUGCAGCCACACACACACCCCCACACACACACACACUCUCAGCCCCGGCCCCUGACCCCCACACACACACUGCCGCCCCCGCCAGCAGCCCAAAGCCACACACACUCACAACAGGCCCCGCCCCCACGGCCGCUGAAGCCCAAUCAGGACUCGUUUCCCCCCACGGAGCCCCGCCCCCCCAGCUCCCACGUGCCGCCGCACCACAAAGACGUUUUCUACUGAAGAGGGACGCCACGGUUUUUAAAUGCCCCCCCAUUUCACCACCCCCCCCCCC
This is a messenger RNA of Sardina pilchardus (European sardine), 3472 nucleotides long. RefSeq names its product lysine-specific demethylase RSBN1L-like. Gene Ontology annotation, cellular component: nucleus. Bases 43 to 3420 code for a protein of 1125 amino acids. The transcript has 8 exons. NCBI's taxonomy places the organism in Eukaryota, Metazoa, Chordata, Actinopteri, Clupeiformes, Clupeidae. The record is from RefSeq and is a predicted model, not a curated record.